AUGUCAACGAUGUGGACUUAUCAACUAAAAGAUAUUGCGAUGAAAUCGAAUCUACUCCUUUUUAUGAAGUUUUCUUCAAAAAUCUUCAGUCAACAAAACCUACGUUUUCAAAAUUUUUGCGUCCAGAAAAUUACUACUUUGGAAGAUGUGAAUUCGGAAAAUUUUCCAUCAUCGUUAAUAUCAGCGAUUAAAGAUGUAGGAUUGGAAAAAGAACUCAGAAAUGAUAUUUAUCAUUGGAUGAAAGAACGCAACUUUCAAGAAAAUGGAGUCAGUUGUUGGAUCGAGAAAGAACCCAUGGAUUAUUUGCGAAAAUCUCAAAUGCAAUGGGAAAAAAGAAUAUACAAGUCGUUGAAUUCGAUGUGCACCGAAUUGAAUGUCUCUUUAUCUGUAUUUCGAUUGGCCUCAGAUCGAGAUGAAAUCAUGGAAAAGUGGAAUAUGCUCAGCACUUAUAAUAUCGAUUUGAGUCAAUAUCGACCCGUCUACGCUCCAAAGGAUUUCCUUGAAGUGCUUUUGAAUGUACAAAAUCCGAAUCAAGAAUCAUCUGCGUACAGCUGUGAGUGGGACUUUUCUCAAAUUUCAUUCAAAGUAAAAUCAUUUGACGAACUGAAAGAAAUGUACGCUGAUCUAACCGAGAAUAAACCUUUGCUUGGAGCCUGUGCCACUUCGUCUCAAUUUUUUCAAACACUAGAAAAUGAACGAAUCGCGAUGGGCAAUACAGUUCUGGAAUACAAUUACUCCACUGCAGUCCAAGAAUAUUUGAAACGUUUGGCACCUCAUAGUCUUCGAGGUAAAUUAUGGGCCAAGGUUUUGGGAUCAGAAAUAUUACCCUGGCACAAAGAAUAUUUCAAGAAUUUGAAACAACUCGUAGGUCAAUACGAGAUGAUGGUCGAUAAGCUCAUUUUCAAGGAUAUUCAACUAACCGUUUGCAAUGAUGAUCAAUAUUUCGUAUUCGAAGACUUACUUUACCAAGUAAUGCUAUGCUUUUCGAGGGAUACCUUCGCAUCAAAUUUAUUUCGAUGCAACGGUUCCAAUCCCAUCAUUGGAAUCCUAAAAGGGAAAUCUAAUACCAUAAGCAACGCAGUAAUUUAUCCUCCAAACGGCGUGAUACCUUUCCAUGGAUUCUCAAUGUAUGCUGCUCCUUUAUGUUACAUUUACAACGAUGCAGUACAACUUUACUUCACUGUGAGAUCAUUCUAUAUGAGAUUUUGGUUCAGAUUACACGAGGUGAAUUCGCAUUCUCAAAGCAUGCUUUCCUUGUGCUGUUUGUUUCAACAUCUACUCGAGUUUCAUGAGCCUACAUUAUGUGCUCAUUUUGCCUCCAUUAAUAUUCAACCCAUCAAAGUAGUAUUCAAAUGGCUAAUGAGGUGCUUUAGUGGACAUUUGCCACCCGAACAGCUUCUCUACCUUUGGGACAUAAUUUUAGGAUACGAUUCUUUGGAGGUGAUUCCUCUGCUGGCUGUUUCCAUUUUGAGUUUCCGAAAAGAAAACCUUUUGCAAGUGGAUACUCUACCGAAUGUCGAGGCGAUUUUGGCAGAUCUAUCAUCAAUUCAUGUAAUUCCUUUACUACAGCUGGUUUUGCUGGCGGAAUAAAAACGAAAUUUAGCAUUAAA
Planococcus citri (citrus mealybug) is the source of this 1610-nucleotide messenger RNA. Its product is annotated as TBC1 domain family member 19. NCBI's taxonomy places the organism in Eukaryota, Metazoa, Arthropoda, Insecta, Hemiptera, Pseudococcidae. The record is from RefSeq and is a predicted model, not a curated record. Bases 1 to 1590 code for a protein of 529 amino acids. The transcript is spliced from 13 exons.